This is a messenger RNA of Cordyceps militaris CM01, 690 nucleotides long. RefSeq names its product ankyrin repeat domain containing protein. The transcript has 3 exons. Gene Ontology annotation, molecular function: protein binding. The coding region runs from base 1 to 690 and encodes 229 amino acids. The record is from RefSeq and is a predicted model, not a curated record. NCBI's taxonomy places the organism in Eukaryota, Fungi, Ascomycota, Sordariomycetes, Hypocreales, Cordycipitaceae.
AUGGCAAACGACGAGCACGAGGGCGCUUCGCCUCAGGAGCUCCUCAUCGAGGCCUGCCGGCGCAACAACACCGAUCUCCUGACCGACGUCCUUGCCGGCCGCCCCGACGCCGAAAUCACCGCCCUCCUCAACCAGACGACGACCGUCAUGGGCAACCACCUAUACCACGAAGCCGCCUCCCACGGCCACUACGAAAUCAUUGACCUCCUCCUCGACCAGCCCGAUUUUGAAUGCGACCCCGUCAACCGCAUGGAAGGCGACACCCCGCUGCACGUCGCCGUCCGCUGGCUCAACGCCGAACCGCCCGCGCAGCGUACCUUUGGCGCCGCGCUUGUCGGCAUGAUGCUCGAGGCGGGCGCGAACCCGCGCCUGCGCAACAAGGGCGGGCUGACCCCCGGACAGCUCGUCGAUCCGAGGAACGCGGAGCUGCGGGCGCUGAUGGAGAGACAUCAGUAUGCGUCGCAGAAUGCGGGGGAUUUUGUGCAGCUUGAUGCAAAGGGCUCAGGACCGGCGGGUGCGAUGCCGCCGCCGCCGCCGCCGCCGCCAGGGCAGGCACCGCCGUUACCGGGACAAGCACCGCCGGGGCUGCCAGUGGGGGACGACAUGGAUGAGGAUGCAGAGUUUAGUGGGAGUGACGAUGAGGAGCGUGCAGAGUGGGAGAGGAGAAAACGGGAGCGUUCCCGUCGGUAG